Bemisia tabaci is the source of this 5147-nucleotide messenger RNA. RefSeq lists its product as uncharacterized. The record is from RefSeq and is a predicted model, not a curated record. NCBI's taxonomy places the organism in Eukaryota, Metazoa, Arthropoda, Insecta, Hemiptera, Aleyrodidae.
GCUCUUUUUGCCUUUGAUCUAUAAUCAGCAGUGUUCUCUUACUCAUCAGUCAUCAUUCAAAAUUUAACAGCCCCGGAGAUACUCUAUGUGGAAUCGUAGUAAAAAAAGCAACUCAUUUGGAUCGCCACUAAGAACAACUGUGCAAAGUGCACCAUGCAGCAGGAGAAGACUCCUGCGUUAACCGAUGAAAAAAUUUUUGAUCUUUUUCAAGAUGGUGGUAACAGCCCCGCUUCAGACACCACUCAGAUGCUGUCUCCUGAGAAAUCUGAAAACAGUGAGAAGAUAGAGGAUACGGAUAUUUCAAAUGACAGCGCAGAUAUUUUUGAGCGAGUGCGAGUGUCAUCCUCGGCUAAAGCAGAAAAUUCUUCUGCCCUUGGCAAAGCAUGUGGUGUAUCCCCAAAAAAUCUCGAAAGUCCAGUCAGUAGAGGAAGAAGUAGUCUAUUUGCAAAUGACUCUAUUUUGGAGCACAGAAAUCCAAUUAGGCCUUUUGGCCCAAUGGAUACAUGGAGCAGUCGAUUAAAAAAUUCCAGUCUAAAGUCACAAGCCAGCUCAAGCACUGAGGGGCAGUUUACUGAUGUAGAUUUUUUCAAACAGAAGUCGAAGUGGGUGCCUGUAAAGUUUACAUAUGAAACUACAGAAAUCCGCAAAAAAAAGCAGUCAGCCUUUUUUAUCAACCCAAAUCUUCCUCUUGAAAAACGUGUCGAGGAAUUCACAAAAUCAUGGGAUCAAUGGGUAUGCACCUACUUGAGUCAGACACAAGAUUUGCCAGAUAGCAAGAAGUUACCUUUUAUCGAUACGAGCCGUUUUAAUGUUUUUGAAAGGGCCAAAACCCCUGACCAAAGAAAAGGACAGAAGACCAAUCCCCGACCGCAAACAAACAAUGGUAGAAAACCUAAAAAUCAGAAUCAAAUCAUUGAUGAGAGGAGCAAUGUAUCUGUACGAGAGGAUGGAGGCUGGGUGUCUCGUAACAAACCAAUGUAUGAAAGAGGAAACAGAAAAUCGUUAGAUGAAGACCACAACCAAAUCAAAGAAAAACGUCAAGAAAAAACAUCUCCGUACGAGUUCUCCGAAGACGAAGAUAAGCCAGGAACAAUAUUAAAAGGAGUUGAAAGUACAAAAGGAUCAAAAGCAGAGCAAUCUAAAAGCUUUAUCUCUGAAGGCAAUAAAAGUAACCCCCAGCUAGAUGUUGAAUUUAAUUUCAACAAACGACUCAUGGAUGAGAGUUCUUCCCCUAAACCUAAUCAACGUCUCUUCAAAGAAGCUUUAGCACGAGGAAGUGAAAGAAAAGGCUCAAGAGAUGAGACACAUCAGAAUAGCCCCUCUGGUUCUGCAUGGCAAAACAAUGAAGGGCCAAUAAAGGGAAGAGAUAGUUCAGAUUUCUCAAGAGGUGGAGGUAGAGGAAAUUCUGGUGGACAAGAUUCGUUUAAUGGCACUCCAAGAGCGUCUCCUUCAAAUGCCGAUGAUAAUCAUCAGCAGGUGAAAGACAGUGACAGUAUGGCAUGCCCAAUUUGUUCAAUGGAAUUUAAAAUGGGCAAUGAACUAGAGAAUCAUGUAGACCGCUGCCUUAUGGGUCAAACUGAACCUAUUGUAACCAGAAGUAGAGACCAAUCUAAUGCUCCAGGUAAAAAAAGGCCAUUAGAUCCAGUAAGUGACAGUCCAGAAUUACUAAGAACAAAUGAUAGAGAUCGAAUUUACAACAUUGACAGCUCUGAUGAAGAAACAAGUUCUAUCGUUCCACCCAAGAAAGAGAGGCGGUAGUAUUCUCAAGUUCUCAAGGCUGUUUUUCUUGCAGUUCAAGAAUAUGUGUCACUUGUUACCAGGGUCAACAUGCGUUUUAUUAUUGUUAAGUAGUUUUUCAAUUCGUUCCUAUAUUGUUCAGUUUCCCUCUGUGAUUACUUCAUUGGUGAGGAUUGGGUUACAUAGAUAUUCUUAAAUGGGUCUGUUGCAUUUGAGAGAUACAACUAACCGAUUUCACCUCAUCAUGAUGAAUAUUACAUGAAAAUCACAAUAAGGACAGCAGGAAUGUCUAAAAUUCAAGCCUAAAUGCACAAUCAGCGCAGUUCAUGUAGAAUUUUUUCAGAUUUAGCAUAACAGAACGCUGUUUUUGUCAGGUCCUGGAAGUCAGGUUUGUUCAGAGAAAGGCUUAAAAAAACCCAACCUACAUAAACAAGCAAUCCUUUACAUAUUGAUGGUGAAACUUUCAAUCCACAUAUCUUAUCCUGCAGAGUUACUGACCUCCUGUCUUACUUUAUUUUUUAAAUAGAUACAGUAAGAAAAUUUCUUUCAUUCUUGAAAACUGCUGUGAUUUUUCCUCCGGAAGAAAUUUCUGUGACAACUUCAAGAAAUGAUGUUAAUUUGUUCACCUUUAAAAAAUUAAGCAGAGAUUGUGAAACAUUGCAAACAAGACACGUCGUUUGCGAGCUUCCUCGUCGAUAUCCAACAUAUCCUUCUCUUGUAUGUUCAAUUGGUUAAAAACUUUUGUCAUUGCAAUGCAAAGAACAAGAAAGGAAGAAAGCGAUCGUAAUCAUAUGUCUUGUAAAUUUUCUUCUAUCGCUCUCUGGAUGGAUGUGACUGCCAAGAACUGUAAAAACUGUCCUUGGACGCAGAAAUUUUGAAACAGUGUAUUACAAACUUUUACAUCGUGCGUGAUUGAAUAGAUUUUAGACAUUCCUGAUGUGUUCAACAAGAUUUUUGUAACCUCUAACCUUCAGAAAGUAAGCCCAGCUAGCAGUAUCUUCUGUGAUAAUUUGAAAUAACACAACUGUGUCAAAAAAUUUCACAACACUUCUUUCAAGUCACUCAAUUUUUAAAAAAAGAAGAAGCAACAGCACAACCAGGGAUAAUUUGAGCCUGGAUAAUCAGGGUUUGACUGCAUUUUUCUUAUUAUCUAGACUCUUUCUUUUGUGUAACUUGCUCUGCUGAGUUUAAAUGUAGAGGACACUGGAUGUGAGUUUCUUGAUUUCGAAAUUUUGUAAGAUAGCUGUCCAAAGUGCAAAACUUUACAGAAUGUCCAAGUUGCUCAAGUAUUAAGAAUUAGUAUGACACUGAAACAUGAAAGAAGUUUUGAAAAAAAGUGUGCUAAUCAAAACGUUGAUGUUACAUUAUGUUAAUUUCUUCCUCUUUUUAUGUAGGCUAAAGUAUUUUAUAGUUAAGUUUUCUCUUUUUUCCUUCUUAUUCUUAAUUUUUUGAAGUCGUACAUGGAAAUUUCAAAUUAUGAUUCAUGGGAAAUAUUUUUCAUUUGUUAACACACUUUUAAUUUUUUAACACUCACUAGUUGGGUUUUAUCUCUGUUGUACAACCAACUCAUGGUUCUUUCUAACUUCCAAGAAAAAUAGUUUUUGUAUUUCAUAGGGCUGUGCAAAUAGUGAAUUUUCCAAACGAAACGAAUAGCGAGUAAUUUCGGCAACUAUUCGCGAAUAGCGAAUAAUUUAAGUCAAUUAUUCACAGUUACGAAUAGUAAAAGGAAUAAUUUGAAAUGACUUUUUCAAGUGUGAAAAUUCGCAAAUAUUACAAAAGUUGACAAAAAAAAGUGGGAUUACUUUUAUAAGAAUUUUCCAUUUGCUCAUACACCUGCUCAGAUAACAAUAAAAUUCAAUAUGAUAGUAGCCUAGGCUGUUAAGAAUGUGCUUGAAGAUCCCUAGAUGCUGACUUGACUGUCCCUGCAUUUACGCAUGCAUUCCCAGGAUUUGAAGGUAACUGAGGGGCAGUCAAGCCAGUAUUGAAGGAUCACCAGACACAUUUUAGUAUUUUAUUUUUUUUGGUGUAAGUGAAAAUGUGUUUAUGAACUUUUUUUUUUCUAUUUCAGACACUUCCGUGUCUUUCAAUCUUUAAUUUGGGCUCUUUGCUUAUUCCCACCUUCCCUUCUAUCAAGACUUCUGCCAGAUAUUGCUAUUAAUUUAACUUUCAGUGUGUAGUACUCUUGGAGCAAUCAAGAUACGCGGGCCAAUCGCGCUUGCACUCACUGUUCGUAAAGUCGGCAAAGUGGGUAAAGAUCAGAGGAGAUCCGCCAUUUGCGAUGUCUCGAAUGGAAGGGCAAGCCUUGCGCAGAUCAUCGCAACGUUUCAUGAUUGCCACUCGGAAAUUCGUUUCUCGUGACGGCGCGAAUAUUUGAAAAUGUCAGUUCAAAAAUCCACAAUUUGCAAUCGCGCAAUUAUUCGCAAUUUGUGAGUAGUGCAUAAGGCAGACGAAGCGAAUAUUCGCACAGCCCUAGUAUUCCAACAAAGCAGUGUAAGGAUAUUGUGAGAGAAAACUGCCCCCCUCAAAACUUAAUUGAAAAUGGUAGACAGGUCAAUUUGUUCUUUCACGCAGGCGUUACUGCUUGCAUGAUGACUUUUAGUGUAUUUUCCGAAGGAAUUUGUAAUUUCAUUUAUAUUGAGGCUCCCAAGAGUCCUCCCCCGGUAAUUAAAGUUCUUUCUGUAUGUCUCUCAUCUUAUUCUGCUAUAAAGUUUUAUUUUCAUAUCUCUUAUUCCUUUGUUAAGCUUCAAAGUUGCCGAUUAUAAAAGUAUCACUGAUUUUACAUCGCUCCUCUGAAUGCCUAUGCUCAGAGAGAUUCUAGGAAUUGGCCAUUUUUCUAAUUCUUUUUAGGCGCUUUUUUCUAUAAAUUUCAUCAAUAGUGAGGUGAGCUAUUCAAUGUCGCUGAAAAUAGAAUUUGGAGAAUAAUAUUUUGUGGUUAUUUUCCUAGAAAAAUGGAAUCGUGUGGAAUCGUGGUAGUUUAAAUAUGUAAGUCAUUGAUGUAUACCACACACAUGCUUACAAUUUAUGUGCCUUACCAUACAAAACGAAUGAAGUUUUAUUUUGUUUAAAUAUAUAUCUCGGUUCUAUAGUGCACUAAGUAAAUGUUUAUCAUUCCUUGCUUCCCAACAUGUGAAGUCAGCUUUUUUAAUUGAUAUUUCGUCAUUUUGUUCUGCUGCGCAUUGAUUCAUUUUAUUUUAAAUAUUCCUUUUUUUCCAUUUCAACAGGUUGCAUUUAUUUUUGUACCAUUUGUAUUCAUAUUUUAUUACCCUGGGUUUCACUCAGUUAUGAAGCUUUUUUGUUAAGUUUUCUCCAGGUUCUCAAUUUUCUACUUAGUAAAGUGAAAAUGUUUUCAUUACUUGUGGAAGAAACUCCUCACUAUGACAAAUUCAAGAAUAUAUUAUUAUGAUCUAAAA